Colletotrichum graminicola M1.001 is the source of this 1623-nucleotide messenger RNA. RefSeq lists its product as uncharacterized. The transcript has 3 exons. Gene Ontology annotation, molecular function: DNA-binding transcription factor activity, RNA polymerase II-specific; zinc ion binding. Bases 1 to 1623 code for a protein of 540 amino acids. The record is from RefSeq and is a predicted model, not a curated record. Lineage: Eukaryota; Fungi; Ascomycota; Sordariomycetes; Glomerellales; Glomerellaceae. Gene Ontology annotation, biological process: regulation of DNA-templated transcription.
AUGGCGCAUGCCCAGGAUUCCCAAGAGCCCCAUAAACGGAAACGGGACGCGGACGACAGCGGCGCGCAGCCAGCUCACUCUGAUCGCAUUCCCCAGCCUCCUCCGCCUCAGUCAGGCAAUGCAUCUAUCAUCAAUUACCUUUCUAAAGCCAACCCUGGCAGGCUCAAGCUGAUUCAAGGAGAACCCGACACAUUCUCCGACGUGCUCGGCCUUUUGAAUCAAUACGAAGGCGUUCUUAAUAGGCAUGAGAGUCUCGCCGCCAACCUGGGCGCCAAGCUGACGGGCCCUCGUCUGUUAAAGGCCAUGGAGGGGGCAUUCGAGGGCCCGAUCAUCACCAAUCCACCGCCCGCCUAUGGUGCGGCACCUUUGGGCUGGCUAGACAUCGUCACUUUCGCCAAAACGAACCCCGAAAAGUUCAUCUUGACGACGGGUCACGAUGGCGAACGCACCUGCCAAUUCUACCUCAACGGAGUACAGGUCCAGAUAUUAGAGGAUGACUGGCGCCUCAUCAUGAAUGGUGCGUUGGACAGGUUUUCUAGCGUGUCGACGGCUCCUCUGGAGGAGGACGAGACAGCAGAAGUGGCGACGCUCGAAAUAGUAGAACAGCGACUACAGGUCCUUAUCAAGAAGGCCGAUGAAAUCGCCAAGAGGGCGCGACAAUUGAACUACCACCUGAGCGGCCGAAGGGCUGGCAUCAGCUCAAGGCACGGCGGACAACAGGGGAGCAGCUCCGCAUUUCAACCAGUCAACCACUCCAGAGGUCAUGUUCCUCAUGGCUCCGGCUACGACCUACACGCCGACUUGCUCCAGCAAUUUUUAUCGUCUUCCCAGGCUUACCCUCCGCGGGUGCCUUCCAGCGCUGGGCUCGAGACUGCACUUUCCACCGGCCAACACACGCCACCUGCGACAAAUCCUCACCCACACUCACUUCCGUUGCAGGGCCGCCCGGCUGUCGUGCACGCUCCCGUUAUUCCCCAACGAGACUCAUCGUAUGACCCGUCAUCGGCACACAGAGGCAUCAUCACGGCUAGGAUAGAGAAGUUGAACAAGGGCGAUCAAAUCUGGCCACCUUGCGACCGCUGUCGCAGACUCAAGUCGCCAUGCAUAAAGCAUUUGACGGCCUGCCAAGGCUGCACAAAAAAACACGCCAAGUGCGGAUGGAAAACCAUUACCGAAGAAGAGAUCGCCUGGUUCAACCGUGAAGGGAGCAGUAGUGCCGAUGAGACACAUGUUGAGCCGAUCCCGGCGCACCCAGUGCCGGCGAGGCUAUUGCGAUACGACCCAACACAGGACGACGGUCGAUCCAACGAACCGCCGCCACCAUCCAACAAUCUCAUACCAGCAGGAGACGUAUCCCGACCCGCCAGCAGAGGGCAGCAAGAACACCGCCAGCGAUCGCCUUUGGAUCCAGGUUCCCGCAGUAGAACAAGCAGCUUCAUGGACGUGGAGCAUGAGCCUCCACCCCCGAACCAGAAGCCAUGGAUUCCAGAGUCACAGCGGGGCGAGCAACUCCCCAGCAUCAAAAGGGACCUGUUGCUCAGCCACAUGGCGUCGGCUGCAACAGCAGCUGCUGAUGCGCGGGAUGCCAACUCAACACCUGCAAGCACCAUGGCUGGGCGAUAG